AUGGGAAAAACGCAAAUAUGGGAAAAACGCAAAUAUUGGAAAAACGCAAAUAUGGCAAAACUGCAAAUAUGGCAAAGACGCAAAUAUAAGAAAAACGGAAAUAUGGGAAAGACGCAAAUAUGGGAAAGACGCAAAUAUGGGAAAGACGCAAAUAUGGGAAAGACACAAAUAUGGGAAAGACGAAAAUAUGGGAAAGAUGCAAAUAUGGGAAAGACGCAAGUAUGGGAAGAACGUAAAUUUGGAAAAAAUGCAAAUAUGCGAAAAACGCAAAAUGGGAAAAACGCAAAUAUAGGAAAAACGCAAAUAUGGGAAAAACGCAAAUAUGGUUAUAACGCAAAUAUGGUUAAAACGCAAAUAUGGCAAAAACGCAAAUAUGGCAAAAACGCAAAUAUGGGAAAGACGCAAAUAUGGGAAAAAACUAAAUUUGGGAAAAACGCAAAUAUUCGAAAAACGCAAAAUGGGAAAAACGCAAAUAUAGGAAAAACGCAAAUGUGGGAAAAACGCAAAUAUGGUUAUAACGCAAAUAUGGUUAAAACGCAAAUAUGGCAAAAAAGCAAAUAUGGCAAAAACGCAAAUAUGGCAAAAACGAAAAUAUGGCAAAAACGGAAAAUAUGA
Molecule: messenger RNA, 615 nt
Organism: Schistocerca cancellata (South American locust)
Lineage: Eukaryota; Metazoa; Arthropoda; Insecta; Orthoptera; Acrididae
Exons: 1
Coding region: 1-615 (204 amino acids)
Source: RefSeq, a predicted model, not a curated record